This is a messenger RNA of Myotis daubentonii (Daubenton's bat), 1973 nucleotides long. Its product is annotated as protein phosphatase 1 regulatory subunit 15A-like. Gene Ontology annotation, molecular function: protein phosphatase regulator activity. Gene Ontology annotation, cellular component: protein phosphatase type 1 complex; endoplasmic reticulum. The record is from RefSeq and is a predicted model, not a curated record. Gene Ontology annotation, biological process: response to endoplasmic reticulum stress. NCBI's taxonomy places the organism in Eukaryota, Metazoa, Chordata, Mammalia, Chiroptera, Vespertilionidae.
AGAUCAGGGAGAAGCUUGCCUGGAGGAAGUGACUAAGGCUGCUUUGGCCAUGCACUAUGCCCCAUGGGGUGGGCACCCUCAGUGGGAGCCUGGAGACAGUGGAAGAGCUGUGGAGCAUGGAAGAUCGGCCUGCCCUGACCAAGAGGCCAACAGUUCUCUUCCUGAAGCCUGGGAACUUUCAGAUGAUGAUAAAGAAUAUGGUGGGGAAGAAGCAACCGGCAUCCCUAAAGAGCAAGGAAGUGACUAUAUAGGUGGCCAGCCUGCUCCCAUGUCCCUCAGCCUUCUGAGAACCCUGCAAGACCCUCCUGGGGAAGAGGAAACUGAGGAAGGAGGAGUUGCUGAAAAUAAAGUGAUGACAUUCUUCUCUUUACCUCCAUCACACUGGGAGCACUGUCCAGGGAUGGAGGAGGAGGAGGAUGGAGAAACUGUAAAUAAAGUUCCAACAACAUCUACUUGCCCCUCAUCCCCAGGAUCCAAGCCCAGUGCAUGGGUGUGUGCUGCAGGGGAAGAAGAGGCUGGAGCUAAGGAGGAAGAAAGAAAAGAGAGUGAAGAAACCAGGAAGACCUCCAUUACCUCUUUAUCUGCAGGCUCCUGCCCCAGCACCUGUGAGUGUAAUUCAGGGGAGGAGUCUGAGGAAAAGGAUGGAAAGGCUGAGAAAGAAGCCGACUCAGAGCCACACUCCUCAGUUCUAAGCCACAGGCCCCUGCUCAGGACCUGGCAGCAUCAACCCAAUAAGAUCACAGAGGAAGAGGAGGAGGACAACGCUUCAGGGGAAGCUGAGGGUCUGUCAGCCAUCCCCACCACAAGUACCUUCUUGAGGGCCUGGGUGUACUGGCCAGGAGAGGACACAGAGGAGGAAGAUGAAGACAGUGAUUCAGGAGCAUCUGAGGAGGAGGGAGAAGCUGAGGGUCCCUCUUCCAUUCCCCCCACAAGUACCUUCUUGAGGGCCUGGGUGUACCGGCCAGGAGAGGACACAGAGGAGGAAGAUGAAGACAGUGAUUCAGGAGCAUCUGAGGAGGAGGGAGAAGCUGAGGGUCCCUCUUCCAUUCCCCCCACAAGUACCUUCUUGAGGGCCUGGGUGUACCGGCCAGGAGAGGACACAGAGGAGGAAGAUGAAGACAGUGAUUCAGGAGCAUCUGAGGAGGAGGGAGAAGCUGAGGGUCUGUCGGCCAUUCCCCCCACAAGUACCUUCUUGAGGGCCUGGGUGUACCAGCCAGGAGGAGACACAGAGGAGGAGUAUGAGGAGAAUAAGGAUGAGAAAGAUGAUUCCGAGACAGCUGGCUCGGACCCAAGUUCUUCCCUUCAGGCCCAGAGUGCCCUCCUCAGGAACUGGACAUACCCACCUGGAAAGGAGACAGAGGGAGUGGAAGCUGCUGAGGGAUGGGGAGAAGCUGAGCCCUUCCGAGUGGCCAUCUAUCUACCAGGAGAGAAGCCACUACCUCCCUGGCCUCUUCCUCGGCUGCCCCUCCGACUGCAAAGGCGGCUCAAGUCUGUAGGAACCCCCACCCAGCAUCCGGACCCCGAGACUCCCCAAAAGGCCAGAAAGGUGCACUUCUCUGAGAAGGUCUCCAUCCAUUUCCUGAUUGUCUGGGCUGGACCAGCCCAGGCUGCCCGAAGGAGCCCCUGGGAGCAGUUUGCCCGGGAUCGAAGCCGCUUUGCCCGCCGAAUUGCCCAGUCUGAGGAGAAACUGGGCCCCUGCCUCACCCCUGCAGCUCGGGCCAGGGCCUGGGCACGCCUCGGGAACCCUCCCUCUUCUCUGGCUGCCAUACCUGCCACGACCCAGACCUUGCCCACAUCCUGUGUCCAGGCCACACUCUUGAGCCAUACUGUGGCCUCUCCCUCCCCUCUUUAGGUGUCCGUGUCUCCUGCCUUAGACCUCAGUGGGAGGUGUGGCUAGGAUCCUGUGGUUUUUGUGUUAUUCACUAUUUAUUUUUUUACCAGUUGGUUUAAGAAAUAAAGUCUUUUGGUUUGUA